ACUUGCGUUUAAUUCUUAAAUUACCUUUGAGAUUACAUUUUAAAUUCACACACCUAAAUCUGUGAAAAAUUCUGAAUGAUGGCAUCAGGUGCGUUAAGAAAACCCCAAUUACGAGGUUUACUAACUCGACAAAUUUUUCGCAAUUUGGCUAUCACUUUUGGUUUGGUAGCGUCUACUGUAACAGCGUUGCGAUUCUACCUUGUGCAAGGACGGAAAAAUGCCUAUGCUCAAUAUUACAGUACUUUGGAUACCGAAGCAAUGUUUAAUGAAAUGAGGAAAGCUGGUGUAUUUCAAAGUGUUCCACCCGAAGAACCCCCGGCACCAACUCAAGAAGACACAAACGAAGGAAAGAAAAAGGGAAAAAUGAAUUAAUCUUUUUUUUCUGAAAGAAAAUCAUCAGUAGUAUUCUAUUAGAUACAAUUAGUUUCAAAAUUGUAAGUAGGUAUUUAAAUUUCCCGCUGUCCAUAUAAUAUUCUUGACUUUAGAAAAAAAAUAACUAUUGAGAUUUCAAAAUAUUUUAUGGAAAGAUAU
Messenger RNA from Chrysoperla carnea, 531 nucleotides. Its product is annotated as cytochrome c oxidase subunit 6C-like. The record is from RefSeq and is a predicted model, not a curated record. NCBI's taxonomy places the organism in Eukaryota, Metazoa, Arthropoda, Insecta, Neuroptera, Chrysopidae. Bases 76 to 372 code for a protein of 98 amino acids. The transcript has 3 exons.